Molecule: messenger RNA, 996 nt
Organism: Lindgomyces ingoldianus
Lineage: Eukaryota; Fungi; Ascomycota; Dothideomycetes; Pleosporales; Lindgomycetaceae
Exons: 1
Coding region: 106-708 (200 amino acids)
Molecular function (GO): protein binding
Source: RefSeq, a predicted model, not a curated record
GUCCACAUCACCCUCUGCACCCCAAUACCCACCAGUUCCCAUAGAAGCCUCAGAACACCCAAUCGCUAGAUUACUGCGAGCCUUAAACUCUGUAGCAGCUUCGAAAUGGAAUCUCCGGACACAUUCACCCUCCUCCCACUGCAAAUCGACCCCCAGACCAAAGCCAUAACUGCGACAGGCACAGCUAGCAAUGCCCUCACUACCGAACUCCAAAUCCUCAACACUCUCCACCGGUCCCUCCUCUCGGUAGAUACUGCUACCGGCACGCCUCCACCACCCGUCCCCGUCAACCCUAAACGCAGCGCGGCAAUCAGCAAACUGCGCGAAUCCGGCAACGCCGAGUUUCGUAAACACCAAUACCCCUCUGCCGUGCGCAUGUACUCUCUAGCCAUUGACAUGGCACUCGGACGGCCAGCCUGGGAACCUUCUGGGUUGGUGCGAGAGGAGGUUAGCGGGUUACUGAGUAAUCGGGCGCAGGCGCAUAUGAGUAUGCAGAAUUGGGCGGAAGGCGCUGUGGAUGCAGAGGCAAGUGUGGAGAUGAAGAAGGUGGGGAACGCGAAAGGAUGGUGGAGGAGGGGGAAGUGCUUGUUCGAGAUGGGGAGGUUGGAGGAAGCGGAAGUGUGGGUUAAGCAAGGAUUGGAGUUUGAGGCCACUGAGCAGGAUCUUUUGCAGUUGAAGGGGGAGAUUGAGAAGAGGAAGGGGAAAUAGAUAGAACAUGGAAACUUGCGAAGGGAGAAGGAGUUUGGUUGAGUGUGUGUGCAUGUGUGUAUGUGUAGGAAACGGUUUCUUUGGGAAAGUGUGCAUUGCGAGGCGUUGGGUGUACUUUGCUACUGAAUGGCACGCUACUUUCACCCCUAUGGACUGAGCCACUUGGUAAUUCUGGAAUCAGCUCUGGUCUUGUCUUACCAUUGCUGGAAAUGAAAUAUCCCUCGAGGUCUAACCCCUGUAUUUAUUUCGCAUUUCGCCUUGUCCCCCGGAAUUAGAUCUUGAAAUGCA